Messenger RNA from Mastomys coucha (southern multimammate mouse), 496 nucleotides. It is a transcript of the gene Slirp, whose product is annotated as SRA stem-loop interacting RNA binding protein. The record is from RefSeq and is a predicted model, not a curated record. Gene Ontology annotation, molecular function: poly(G) binding; mRNA 3'-UTR binding; poly(U) RNA binding. The coding region runs from base 31 to 465 and encodes 144 amino acids. Gene Ontology annotation, biological process: spermatogenesis; positive regulation of mRNA splicing, via spliceosome. NCBI's taxonomy places the organism in Eukaryota, Metazoa, Chordata, Mammalia, Rodentia, Muridae. The transcript is spliced from 4 exons.
ACGACCGCAGCCGCCAUCUUCCCCAUCUCGAUGCAGCGAACAGUUUGGUCCGGAAGCAGAACUCGAAAUUCCGGAUCCGGCAGGUUCUUCUGGGGUCACGACCCAGGUUUUGAUUCAUUCAGUUUUAACAUGGCAGCCUCCGCCGUCAAGGGACUAGGCGCAUUGCGCUUCAGUGCUGCUCGGCCUGUUGCGUUUAUCAGAAAAAUUCCUUGGACCGCGGCAUCGAGUGAGCUGAGAGAACAUUUUGCACAGUUUGGCCGUGUAAGAAGGUGUACUGUACCUUUUGACAAAGAGAAUGGCUUUCACAGAGGCACCGGUUGGGUUGAGUUUUCUUCUCAGGAAGGACUUCAGAAUGCACUACAACAAGAACAUCAUAUUAUUGAUGGAGUAGAGGUCCAUGUUCAAGCUCAAAGAGCAAAGGUUUUACACGGGGCUCAAACAUCUGAUGAAGAAAACGAUUUCUGAGAUGAUCAGUCCAUUAAAUAAACAGAACUGA